AUUCUGCUAAUCAAGAUAAGUUGAAAAGUUUUGACUAAUGAAGACUAUUCUAUUAAAAUGUGCGGAAUAUCAUUUUAUUUUUAGAAUACAACCAAAUGAAUUAAAUUUCAUCUGGUCUUGUCAGUAAAUAGACUAUGAUCAUUUUUAAUGUUACUGACGUAAAAGAGAUAGCAAUGAAUUAAUUUAAUUGUAAAGGUUUUUACUCAAAGCAGCCUAAUAUUAUAUUCAAAAUGAAUGAAUUCUAAUAUGACAGGCAAACUAAUUAUGGAGUCGUGAUUUUUUUACAUAUAUAUAUAUAUACAUUUCUAUAUCCUUUCUCCCAAUGGCAAAUAAAUAUUCUGGAUUUUUAUUAGUGUUUAUUACAUACCAUUUCGUUUUUAUCACUUUGCUUAUUCCUAUAAUCAGUGGAUACACUUGUACUCCUGGUACUGGAGAAAUUUUACUUCGAAGCUCCGCACUUAAUUCAGCGGAGAAACGAGUAGAAAACGAUAUAACUUCUAACAGUAACAACGAAGAUGGAAACGGAAAGCACUUAAUAAAACAAGGUAUAUUCACCUCACCAAAAUGGCCCAAAUCAUAUGAAUCUGGGACACGUUGUGUUUAUCGUUUUAUAGCGGAUGUUGGUGAGAAAGUCCAUAUUAAAUUCGAUCACUUUGUUUUAUCGGGUGAUAUGCCAAGUUGUUCAGUCGACUUCUUAGAUGUGUAUAUUGAUGUUGCUUCGUCAACACUAGAUUUGGAUAGACAAGCUGCAAUACUUGUUGAAGCCUCUUCUUCUUUAUCAUCAUCAUCUAAUGAACUACACACAACAACACCAUUUUCAGCCUCUGUUUAUUCUUCCGUAUUAGAUAAGUCAGAUUUAUUGGGCCGAUAUUGUGGUGAUUAUCUAGCGACCAACUCUGUCACAUUUAUUAGUUUACACAGAGAGAUUGUAUUGGAUUUUUAUUCAGAGUUAGAAAAAGUGGCAAAUCCCUGGUAUACAACUGGAAAAUCCACUAUAUUCGGUUUCAACGGAACAUUCGAAUUUAUUAAUGAUGAUGCAUUCUAUCCUGGUAAGGCUGUUUCUUCCUCUGAAUUGUAUAUACCAUUUGAAGAUGACAUUACUACUAGUACUGGCAAUGCUACUGCUGCUUCCACCAUAACUAGUAGUAACUGUCGUUUUCGUAUUGAAGCAGAUCAUAUUGCUAAACCUAACAUAAAUGGAGAUAUGACUAAAUUAGAUGAAAUAUCUGGUGAAUUAAUUUCACCUACCUACCCAGGUUACCAACCUAACAAUCUUCUCUGUGUAUAUCAGUUAAUUGGGCUUCCAUAUCAGCGAAUUAGCUUGGAUAUUUUGGACAUAGACUUAUACUCAGGAUCACCAGGAUGUCCAAAAGAUUUUAUCCAAUUCUAUGAUGGUUUUCAAAUAGACAAUACCAGUAUAAGUCGAAAUUCUAUCGGUCAAAGAAUAUGUGAUAACUCGAAUAAUAUUCAUAUCGUAUCUACGGGAGCAAGUUUAGUCAUACUAUUCGUUACUGGUCAAAUUCAGUUGCUAAAUUAUGUAAAUAAUAAAAGAGAUAAUGUAAUAAUGAAUGCAUUGAGUACAAGACGUCGAGGUUUUCGAUUACGUUAUACAUUUACUAAAAGGUUAUUGCCUGUCAGUGAAGCACCUGGAGGCGAGCACGUCCGUGGAACAGAAUGUGAUUAUGUGAUAAAAAGUCAAGGUUCCAUUGAAAAACAGUUUGAAUCACCCACAGUGCGCAAUAAUUUCGUAUUAACUCCAGAUAGAGUAUGCAAUUUCAUAUUUAUCGGAGAACGAUUUGAACAAUACAUCGAAAGCGUAUCAAUUGGAUUUGAACGAAUCGAAUUACCUAAGUCAAGUGAAGGAAGUCAAAUAUGUGAUCGUGGACACAUGGCAAUUUAUGGUAGUAGAUCAUUACCUGGUGAACAAAUUAACAAACCAACCUAUGAAUAUUCUCAUGAAAUACUUCAAUCUAAUAAAGAACCCGAUCAUGUGUUUUGUGAUCGAUCAAAUGAACUAGAAUCGCUCAAAAUCGGAUCAGGUUUUCAACAUCAUGAUUAUCCAAUAGUUGGACGACACAAUGUCUUACUGGUGAGAUUUAAUUCAACGGGAGCCGACUUACCCGGUUUAAAUAUGAAGUUUAUUCUAAGUUAUAGGUUUAAAAAGGACUUUGGUAUUCCCGGUAUAAUGAUUAAUCCUGAAAGUUGUCAGUUUAUGUAUGUAAAUCCAUCGCAGUCGGCAACCUCUGUUUUUUCAUUGUCAUCAUCUUCUUCCGAACCGUCAUCCUCAUCUACCUCAAAAACAAAUACAGUAAAUUUCAAAGGAUGGACCAACUCACCUCUCUACCCAAAUAAUUACCCACCUAAUUCAGAUUGUUUGUAUAUAAUUACACCACAAAAUGAAUUUGCUGUAGAACAAUCCAUACGUCUAGUCUUUGAAACAUUUGCAACUACAUAUCGAACCCAGUCGAAAGUAUCAAUUGAAAACCAAUCAGAAGUGGAAAAAUUUCAAAUUUGUUAUCAGGAUUUCCUUGAAAUCAUCCAGUUAUACAUUCCUUUAAAAGAAGAAGUAAUGAGUGCAUUAACUUCACGUGUCAAUUAUCCACUGUUACUUGAAGUAUCAUAUGAUGUCUGGAUACAACGUUGGCAUAAUUUAGAGAAAGAAUUACAAAUUUAUUUAGGUACAAAUCAACAUAUACUUGAACCUAUAAGUAUAUACUGUGGGAAAUAUAUACCGGGUCCAAUUGUCUCAGAUCCAACUGCCACAGCCAUUUUAAUGAGAUUUCAUAGUGGACAAAAUACAACUUCAAAGGGCUUCACAUUAAGUUAUGAAUUUCUCCCAAAAAUACGUCUUGAUCCAAUAAAAUCAAAAGUUGUUGGUAAACCGGGGAACAAAAAUGGUGAUAGUGCUGACGAAAAGCAUCCAGUCAAAAGUACUAGCAGUGGUUUAAUUACUUCACCAAAUUUUCCCAAUUUAUAUGUCAAGGACUUCAAUUAUGAAUGGUAUAUUCAAGGAACUACAGAGAAAAGUCGCAUUCAAUUAUAUUUCAAUUCAUUGGAUUUAGAAGGUUCGAAAAUGAAUUGUUCAAGAGCAGUUCUUCGGAUAUAUGAAGGUCGUAACCCAAGAAGUUCAUAUGAACUUUGUGGAAAUCCUAAUGAACUCCUGCCUAUCGUUAUACCAAAUUCUGUAGCACGAGUAAAAAUGCACACAGCAACGGAUGCAUCUGGUUCAAAAGGAUUCGAGUUAAUUUGGACUGAUCUACUACCAAUAGAUCCUGAAACUGGAUGUAAAGGUUUCCUCUGUGAAAACACAGGUCAUUGUUUAUAUACAGAUCUAGAAUGUAAUGAAGUACUGAAUUGUGGAAUGUAUCAAAAGGAUGGAAAAUGGUUAAAGGAUGAAUCAGAUGAAGCAAGCUGUUCAUUGAGACUGAGUUACAACUUAGUUCAUAUUGGUACGGGUAUUCUACUAGCACUAAUUCUACUUCUUGGUAUAGCUUGCUACAUUUACUAUCGUGAAUAUAAACGCCGAAAACAUAUGCCAUUGGAUCCCCUAACAGAACUAACGGGUUCAAAGCCUUCUCUAUCACUUAAUCAGUCAGCUCACAGAUUGACCACCCACUGUCCAAAUAAAAAACAGUUACAUAAGUGUCAUAAUUCACAGAGUACAGGGUUGUUAUGCGAUUUGUCAACCGAGAAAGAAAUGGUCUUUACAGAUAUCGGUCCAAUAAAGAAGCAUCAGCACCAGCAACACUAUCACCAUCAUCAACAUCGUCAUUUACUACAUUCACAUCAGUUACCGCCACAUGCUCACUCUCAUCGGUACCACCACCACAGUUACAACAAAAAGAUGACUGAACACAGUACACACUCACAACUAAUCAAUGCAUCUCAUGACUGUCAUAGUUCACACUUUUCACUCGAUAACCAACACGAUUAUUGUCAUACGAUUAGAUUAAAUAAUAAGACACAACACCGGUCAUCGUCACAUUCAGGAUCAUUAGUUAAAAAUGGAGGUGGUACAGUAAUAUCGGAUUCUGUACAUAGUUGCGGAGGUAGUAAUAAUAAUACAAGUGGUUUGAUUGUCGGAACUGGAAGAAAUUUAUCAACAACAGCCGACGGUGGGUUGCUUAUAAGAGAGAAAAUGCAAAAAAUAUCAAUAGUUUAACUCAUUUCUGAUGAAAUUUCCACACUUUUUGGUCUUUUCGUUCACAUACAACUCCAAGUAAUAUUAUGUAUACCAGAGUUGGUGUAGCUAAAUAUUGAUAUUACUACUAUCACUGUAAUUUAUGAAAAACAGCUCACCAAAUCUACUUCUGAUAACUAAUCAUUCCAUUGGUUUUUUUUUGUACAUUGUAAUAUUAUCCACUAAAAUGAAAUGUAUAACUUUUAUUCAGGUUGAAAAUGUGAUUUCCAUUCUUUCUUUUAUUCAUCCUUUGGUUUUGGUUUUUGUUUCAGAGUGUUCUAGUGAUUAUGUUGUGUUUAAAAGGUGUAUGACCUCUUUUUAGUGAUUUAGUAUGUGCUAAUAUGUAUUAACCACAGUAUAUUUUUCUCUCGUCAUUUUUGAACAGUUUAUUGAGUAUGAUAUAUUCGAUGCUUAUAUAUCCAAAAAUAGAUACAUAAUGAUUGAUUUAAACUAGGUCCAUAUGGGUAUAUUUUAGAAGUAUAUGUAGAUACAGUGAUUUUAGUCACUUAUCCUUGUAAAUAAGAACGUUAGUAAUAUUGACUAAUUACUUAAAAAUAAAAUAUUGUUUCUUUUUUUUGUAUAAAGGCGAGCAACCUCGUGUUCUCUGUUUUAUUUACUUACUUCUCCCUAUUUGUGCAUUAGUUUUAAUUUUUCGUUUUGUUUUCUUCUUUGGAAUGCAUUUUUCUUCUUAUAAAGUUAACAUAUUGAUUAAAAUGUAAGGAACUUUUUUAGAAGCUAUUGUUGAAAGUAAAUUCCACAGAAAUCACUUUAUC
Messenger RNA from Schistosoma bovis, 4953 nucleotides. NCBI's taxonomy places the organism in Eukaryota, Metazoa, Platyhelminthes, Trematoda, Strigeidida, Schistosomatidae. The record is from the annotation of a GenBank genome assembly.